Molecule: messenger RNA, 2787 nt
Organism: Oikopleura dioica
Lineage: Eukaryota; Metazoa; Chordata; Appendicularia; Copelata; Oikopleuridae
Source: the annotation of a GenBank genome assembly
AUGGCGGACCAUAAGAAGGUAGAUAUCGAAAGCGUUGAUAAAAAAACGGAGCCAAGUGAGGAAGACAAAAUGGCCAAUAUUCAAAUGUACUCAAAUCAAAAGCAGCCUUUACUCAAUAUUGCAGAUCCGCAUGUGAUUAGACCAAGUAACCCAACUGUGGCCGGCUUGAACAUGAAAUACGUCUCGUUGAUUCUUCUCGUCGUGCAAAAUGCUUCCCUGGCGUUGACGAUGCGCGCUGCUAGAACUCAGACUGGGGAUAUGUUCUUGUCUACUUCUGCUGUCUGCAUGGCCGAAAUUACAAAAGUGCUCGUUUGUCUGAUCAUCAUCCUCCACUCGUUCGGCUGGAACAUCCGAAACUGGACCGGCCACAUCAAAGAAGAAAUCUUCGACAAACCGAUGGAAACCCUCAAAGUCGCCGUCCCCGCCUUCAUCUACACCGUCCAAAACAACCUCCUGUAUGUUUCAAUUUCCAACCUCCCCGCCGCCGUCUUCCAGGUCUCUUAUCAACUCAAAAUUCUCACCACCGCCAUGUUCUCGAUUACCAUGCUUGGCCGAAGUCUCAUCAGAACUCAGUGGCUCUCGCUUUUGAUCCUCUUUGCCGGAAUCGCCAUCGUCCAAGUUCAAAAUAUCGGUAGCUCGAACAGCACUGAAGGACAGAGCCCCUUCAUUGGAUUCAUGUCCGUCAUUCUGGCGUGUACCUUCUCCGGUUUCGCAGGUGUCUACUUCGAAAAAGUGCUCAAAGGAUCAAAAGCUUCCGUAUGGCUCCGAAAUGUUCAGCUUGGAAUUUUCGGCUCCAUCAUCGCCUUCAUCGCCGCUUAUUUGAAGGACGGAGCUGAGAUUCAGGAGAAAGGAUUCUUCUUCGGAUACAAUAAGCUCGUCUGGUGUGUUGUUGCCAAUCAGGCUUGCGGAGGUCUUCUGGUCGCCAUGGUUAUCAAGUACGCCGACAACAUCCUCAAGGGUUUCGCCACCUCCCUUUCGAUCGUCCUUUCUUCGAUCCUCUCCGUUUUCCUUUUCGAUUACAGCAUCACCCUCAUGUUCACGUUCGGUGCCUCCCUCGUCAUCGGUGCCGUCUACCUUUAUUCUAUCCCAGCCAAAAAUAAAAAAGCAAUCAUGUCAUUCGGAUCAGAAGCACUUUUCACAGCAUUUGACAAUGAAGGCUGGAACUCCAAUAAAGCGCCAACGAUCGAGGAGGCGUAUAAGGAGCUGCCGCAGAAAACGAACAAGGACAAGCUAUACGAGUUGGAGCUUGAAAACGAAAAAUUGAAACGCAUUGUCGGAAUUCUUACGCCUUCAAAACCAAUUAAAGAUCAAGACGACGGUCCACUUUGCCAAAUCAAUUUCUUCCACAACCAGCUUUCGCGUUACUACAAAAACGACCUGAUAAAGCUCAUCACGGAUUUUCUCCUCGAAAAAGAAGCCUCCCGAAAAGACGAUCUUGAAGCUUACCCCCGGCAAAAAUCAGCAGUUUGCUUACCAAGCCGAGGGGAGGAUUAUGACGAGUUUGUGGUCAUGCAGAGUGUGCACAUCUUUCCUGAUGGCCACAUUUUGGACAGAAUUGGCGAGCCUCUGGACAAGAACUCCAAUCCCGAGUCCUCCAACUGGAUAAUUCCAAGCUACGAGACGUUGUACAAAGACAUGCUCACUGAAAACAUAGAAGACGACACUGCCAAGCUGGAGAAGCAGAAGAACAAGAUUUUCAACGUCUGCUUCAACUGUGGCUCCGACCAGCACGGAAUCGCCAACUGUCCCGAGGAAAAGAACCCCGAAGAAAUCAACAAGCGAAAGCAAGAGUUUCAAAAGGCAGUUGGAAACACUCCUAAACGAGCGGGGACGAAAGCAAGACUCUUUGAAGUGGGAGCGGGUCAUACGAACAACAAGAGAUUUUCUUCCUUCAAGCCAGGGGUGAUUUCCGAUGAAUUGAAGGAAGCAAUGGAUUUGAAAAAAGAUCAGUUACCGCCUUGGAUCCCAGUCAUGCGAGUAGAAGGUUACCCGCCAGGAUGGCUCGCAGUAGCAGAGGUUCGAAAAGCAACAGUGAGCGUAAACGAAGAAGGGCAAAUCAACGAGCUGAACCCGCAACUUGGCGAUGGCGAUGAAUCAUCAGAUUCGGAGGACGAAAGCAAGAAAACAGAACUCGUCGGUCUUGACGUGUCGAAGAUCAUUGAAUACCCGGGCUUCAAUAUGCCAAUGCCAAAGGGAGUCAAGGAUCCGUCAAAGCCAAAGUGGAACAAAACCCAGUCAAAGAAAAACUUCAUCGACUAUUAUUUGCAAGCAAACAGAUGCGAAAGAAUUCAACGAAAACGAGCUGCGUCGGAUGAUUCCAAUAGUUCCAAUCCUUCCAAAGUUCCGAAACUGGAGCUGGAAGAAGAGGAAGAAUUCGAAGAUGUAGAUGAGCUGUUCCAACCUGGAUGGGUCAAAAAGGAAGAGCCAGAAGAGGAAGAAGAAGGAGUCACUGAAAAAGGGCUGCCAAGAAGAAAUAAGUGGCAAACUGGCGUUGUUGCAUUCGCCCACGAUGCUUACCAAGUUGAGCCGACCAAGACUGGCGCGUACAAGAAGCUAAAGAAAACGCUAAAGAAGACACCAAGAAAAGAUGCAUCAAAGAAAGAACCCGUCAAAAAAGAACCGGUAGAGAUUGUUGAUGAAUCGAUGGUGAUAUCCGACGAUGAAGGAGAAGUAGUAGAAGUUAGGGAAAGUGAUGAAGAACAGGAGAAGAAAGAAGAAAGUGGCGAUGAAUUCGACACGACAGCUGAAAUGGAAGAAGACGGCGAAGACGGAGAAGUUCAGGACUAA